Molecule: messenger RNA, 2082 nt
Organism: Diorhabda sublineata
Lineage: Eukaryota; Metazoa; Arthropoda; Insecta; Coleoptera; Chrysomelidae
Product: actin-binding Rho-activating protein-like
Exons: 5
Coding region: 1056-1613 (185 amino acids)
Biological process (GO): positive regulation of Rho protein signal transduction
Molecular function (GO): actin binding
Source: RefSeq, a predicted model, not a curated record
AGUUGACGACAAAAUUUCACAAAAGCCGAUUAGAAUUCGCGAUAAAUAGUUAUUCAUGCAACAAGUUGUAUACAAUAUUUUUUCUACGUUCAUGAAAAAAAAAUGUAGAAAAAUAAAAAGCAUAAUUUAAUAAUUAAUUAACUCUAUCGGUUAGCAUUGAGAAUGUUGAUUUAUGUUCAGGUAGCUCUUCCACGUCGUAUGAUUACUGAUUCUAUAGGUAUCGAAAAACAAUGUAUUCGGAACAUUUAGUGAAAAUUUCAACUUGCGAAACCAGCAAAAGCUGGACAAAAAUAUUUGUAUUGAUACUUUGAAUGCGAUUGAAAAUGAAUUAAAGGUAAUAAUGUGUGACGAAUCAAAUCUGCAUUAAAAGGAAUACGAUUUGACAUAAAACGUCUCAAGUCCUGAAGGAUUUGACAUUUGACUUUCUGCACUGUUUCGAACAAGAUUCGCAUGGAGGAGAGGUUUGUAUUAAAUUAAAUUUAUAUACAUAAUAUGAAAAAAAAUUCCCGUUAUUCAAUAAACACACUUAGUACCGUUGAUAUCGAGGGAGAUUAUAUUGAUUAAACAUUAGAAUUUAUUCGCUGGAAUUGAAUUUAAGAAAGCGACAUAGUUUCCGGUCUCUCGCUUACAAAGCACUGCAGAAAUUUUACUUUUAUUCUAAAAAUAAUAAAAUGUAUAUAUUUUCGGAAAAAUUUGAUGUAAAUAUCGAGUGCGUUACUAGCAUUCGUAAAUUCUAGAAAAUACCAAAAGAAUGAGUGUAUCUGUCAGCACCGAGCGAGAAUUCGAAAAUAUAUAUCAAAUUUUGACGUCACAAGAAGCUAAGCGUCGGCAUCGCUCUCCAUAAUAUAAUAUUCGCUAUAUUUUUGCACAUUCCAUCGAUGCCAGAAUAUAAACGUCGUUUGGUCAUCGUUUAGUUACAUUCAUUAAUUUGCCGGCCGAAUAAAAACAUCACAUUCAGAAAAUUUUGUUUUCUCUUAAUUUCAACGUUAAAAAUAGUGAAUAGCAUUAUCUAAGUGAGUUUGUGCAGUGACUAUUAUUUUUUUCAAUAUUUCGAGAUGUCUACUUGUGUCAACGAAAGGGUUUUUGUGGACUCUCCACUCAAGUCUAAAGUAGCUCUAUUCAACAAUUUCGCUGAUAGACAUAUCCAAGGUCAAUCAAUAAAUCCUUUUUCAAAUGGAAGUCAAGUGGGUAGUCUACCUAGACCGUCCAUAUCCAAAGAAGAAUAUGGAAAACCACCAAAAGGUUCUCUUUCGGAAAUCAGAUCACUCAAAGCAACUAUUCAUGUCAGCAGGGAAAUGUUACAGCUGUGUCAGGUUAUAGAUCAAUGCGGGGAACGUCUUUUCAGUGUUGAAGAAAAACCUAGCGAUCCUAGAAAAGUCAUCAGCUUCGGAGAUCUUUUUGCAAUAUAUACCGCUAUUUCUGAUAAAGUGGUUGGAAUUUUACUAAGGGCUCGAAAAUAUAAUCUGGUGGAUUUUGAAGGAGAAUGUUUGUUUCAAAGACAAGAUGAUCACGUGCCAAUAAUUCUCAUGAAACCAAUUGAAGAUAUAACAAAAUUUUUAGAGGAACGGAUUGAGAACGCAAUGAAAUCAUUGAAGGAAUGCGAAGAGAUUUAGGAAAUAAAUUAUUGAUUAAUGUCGCAAGUACUAACGUUAAACUAAGAAGAAUGGACCAUAUAUCACUAAUACUGUUAACAAUAUGACUAUAAAAGUAUUAUAAUUAAAAGAAAGAUGCAGCCGAGUAUUUCCAAACCGGUCUAAAGUACAUUUAUUGUUUUUAUUUCACUUUAAAAUGUUUGUGGGCAAAAAAUAUACAAAUCGAGUUUUUGAAAGUUUUUCAUUCGCCAUUAAGAAAAAUUAUAUAGAUCAUCUUCAAUUUAUGACUAACAUUUGAAGAUUAGGAAGAUAUGAAAUUGAAAGCAUCAUUUGUAGUAUAAGAAGAUGUAGUUGUUAAAAUCGUAACUGUUGUAAAUAUUUUUAUGUAAGUACUUUUCGUUUUUACUAUACUCAAAAGAUUCAGUAUUGUCACUUCCAUUUUAUAGUCGAUAAAAUAAUUUUACAAAUAAACUUUACAAACAAUAUAAAA